AGAUAAGUCCAGGAUAAAUCAGCUGUUUUUAUUGUUUUCGUUUGCUGAUUAAAAUGGGUUCGUUACUCUUUGAUAUUAAAUUAAAGAGAGAGAAUAAGGUUUACCACGAAAAUGACAUGCUGUUGGGCUGCGUGCAGUUCCAGUGCUCGCAGGAGACGAAACACGAAGGCAUUACAUUGUAUCUGGAGGGAAUCGUUAAUCUGCAAUUAAGCGCCAAGACAGUGGGCCUAUUCGAUGCUUUCUAUAACUCGGUGAAACCCAUUAAUCUACUGCAGAACAGCCUGGAGUUAUCUGCCCCCGGAAAGCUGAGCGCCGGUCGCUCGGAGUUCCAUUUUGAACUGCCUUUGGUGUGCAAAAAGGAGCCGCGAAUUCUUUAUGAAACUUACCAUGGUGUUUUCAUCAACGUUAAUUAUCAGCUAAACUGCACUCUAAAGCGGAAUUUUCUGGGCAAAUCCAUGAACAGAAUCCAACAGUUCUGCGUUCAGUAUAAACCAGUGCCUUUGGGUGAGGAUUCCCUGAAGGUUGUGCCCUUCAGCUUGAGCCCGGAUUCGCUGCAGAAGAAUGCCAGCGCCAAGGAGAGAUUGUCCAUGCCUAGGUUCCUCAUCACAGGACGUCUGGAUCGAAGUGAAAACUGUGUAACCACACCGAUUACCGGCAGCAUUACAGUUCAGCACACGGAGGCGGCCAUCAAGUCCAUUGAAAUGCAAUUGGUUCGCGUGGAAACCUGCGGAUGCGAUGAGGGAUAUUCCAAGGAUGCCACCGAAAUCCAGACCAUUCAAAUAGCCGAUGGUAAUGUGCUGCCGAAGCUGGAAUUACCCAUCUAUAUGGUCCUGCCCAGGUUGUUCACCUGCCCCACGCUGCUCACCAAGAAUUUCAAAAUAGAGUUUGAACUGAAUCUGGUUGUGGUGUUUAAGGAGGACUAUACUGUCAGUGAAAACUUUAAAAUAGUUUUAAAACGCUCGGCAGGCCCCUUGCCCAGCAAAAUAACUACUGCAGGACGUUAAACGAAAGAUCUAUCAAAUAUGGCAGCUAUUUUGAAUAUAAAGUAACUUUUUUAGUUAAAAAAUAUAGUUCUUAAGAUGUAUCU
Molecule: messenger RNA, 1087 nt
Organism: Drosophila subpulchrella
Lineage: Eukaryota; Metazoa; Arthropoda; Insecta; Diptera; Drosophilidae
Product: vacuolar protein sorting-associated protein 26C
Exons: 3
Coding region: 54-1004 (316 amino acids)
Biological process (GO): intracellular protein transport
Cellular component (GO): endosome
Source: RefSeq, a predicted model, not a curated record